CCAAAAAUUGCGCAUCCCAAAGGGAGUCGGCCCUUUGUUCAAUGUGGACGCGACGAGUCUGCCGAAGGCAGCCCGAGCGAAGGAGUACCCGGCGUGUCCAACAGGCGUCCUUCGAUGCGAAGACCGAAGGGUAACCCUGCGGACCGCCCGCAA
Schizophyllum commune H4-8 is the source of this 153-nucleotide messenger RNA. RefSeq lists its product as uncharacterized. Lineage: Eukaryota; Fungi; Basidiomycota; Agaricomycetes; Agaricales; Schizophyllaceae. The record is from RefSeq and is a predicted model, not a curated record. The transcript has a single exon. The annotation marks the transcript as partial.